Molecule: messenger RNA, 336 nt
Organism: Porites lobata
Lineage: Eukaryota; Metazoa; Cnidaria; Anthozoa; Scleractinia; Poritidae
Source: the annotation of a GenBank genome assembly
AUGGAAACAGGCGAAAUUGCCUUGGCGCCAGAUAAUGGUGAGAUGGAUUUCAUUUUGACAAUGAAAGAUGUAAAGGGUGUUCAGAUUCGUGCAAGACUGGUUGUACUCAGUUGCUGUCAUAUUGCUCAUGGAGAGAUCAAAGCAGAAGGUGUAGUUGGUAUCGCACGAGCAUUUUUGGGUGCUGGUGCUCGUUCUGUUCUGGUGUCGUUGUGGGCGAUUGAGUUUAUGAAAAUUUUCUAUCACCAUCUUUUGAAAGGAGAAAGUGCAAGUGAAGCUUUAAACCAAGCAACGAACUACAUGAGAGAAUCUGAGGAGUUCGGUGCAGACAAAUACUAG